CACAGAGUGACAUACGGAUGAUACAUGGCCGAAAUGCUCGCGUCCAACGUGAACGCGCCCGUCACCGGUGCAGGUGAUGGCGGUGCAGGCGUUCCUGCAGGGCGGCGUCCUCUUUCUCAUGGCGAUGACCAACGAGGUGUUCCUGCUGGCCCCGGUAGGCUUCGGCCUGGGCGGCAUCAGCAGCGCGCUCGACCUGCUGCCAGUGCCGGUGCUGCAGCGCUACAGCGAACCGGACGCCGUGGAACGCCAGCUGGGAAUAUGCCGGGCCGCCUCGGGCAUCGGAUGCCUGCUCGGACCGGUGUUUGUCAUGGUGUUCCUGGACGGCGAGACGCAGUCCUACGCGAUCGUCUUCAUCUUGUCCGGGCUCUUCUCAAUUAUUGCCGGCACCCUCUGGCUCCCUGGUCUCAAGAAGGAGAUGGACGAGGCCAGAGACAGGAUGACCCUCCCGCCGUCUGCAUACCCAAGAAACGAACCACCAGCUGUUGAACCAGCAGCGGCUGAACCAGGCGCUGCUGAACCAGGAGCGCCCGAACUAUCACCGCCGCUGCCCGGAGCGCUCGCACCGGCCGCGGGCGAACCGGUUCCGGGAGGACUUUUUGCCGUGCCCGACGCGGCAGAACCAGGCGCUUAA
Molecule: messenger RNA, 631 nt
Organism: Dermacentor andersoni
Lineage: Eukaryota; Metazoa; Arthropoda; Arachnida; Ixodida; Ixodidae
Source: RefSeq, a predicted model, not a curated record